GAAAAGUGGAAAAGGACGGUGAGUCACUCAUGAGCAUCAAAGAAGAUUUGUUAUCCUCAGUCUGAAUUUUUGUUUAGAAAAGAAGCACAAGGUAGCUCUCUUCCAGACCAAUCAUCCAUGGUCCUGGCUUUUGGCUGUGCUGGAAGCAGAUUGCACGUGUUCCCCCUGCUCCAUGCUCCUGUCUUGACCCAGAGGGCAAGAAGAAAUAAUGGUGACAACACCCAAUAGGACUGGGGUGCUCAUGCCUUUCCAUUGCUAAACCCCAGUUACUGCCCCUUUCUCUUCCCUCUGUCCCUUAGUUUCUUUUUACUGUGGUCCUGAGAUUUGGGGUUGUUUUUUGUUGGGUUUUUUUUGCAUCCUGAUGAGAGCACCACUGCAGACCAUGAUGUGCCUGGGGUUGUGGGCAGCUGCCCUGCUCUGCUUGUUCUCCCCUGGCACUGUGCGAGGUGACUGCUGGCUGAUUGAGGGGGACAAAGGUUAUGUGUGGCUGGCCAUCUGCAGCCAGAACCAGCCCCCGUAUGAGACCAUCCCCCAGCAUAUCAACAGCACGGUGCAUGAUUUGCGUCUGAACGAGAAUAAGCUCAAAGUGGUGCUGUACUCCUCCCUCAACCGCUUUGGCAACCUGACUGAUUUGAACCUGACCAAGAAUGAGAUCUCCUAUAUCGAGGAUGGAGCAUUCAUGGGCCAGUCAAACCUCCAGGUCUUACAGCUGGGCUACAACAAACUCACCAACUUGACAGAGGGCAUGUUGCGGGGCAUGGCCCGUCUCCAGUUCCUCUUUGUGCAGCACAACCUAAUUGAGCUGGUCACCCCUACUGCCUUCUCUGAGUGCCCCAGCUUGAUUAGCAUUGACCUGUCAUCUAACCGUCUCAGCCGCCUGGAGGGAAACACUUUCACCAGCUUGAGCAAUCUGAUGGUGUGUGAGCUGGCUGGCAACCCCUUCAACUGUGACUGUAGCCUUUACAGCUUUCUUAACUGGCUGGCGCUCUUCAACAAUGUCACCAAGAACUAUGACCGGCUUCAGUGUGAGACUCCACGGGAGUUCGCUGGGUACCCACUUCUGGUACCUCGGCCUCACCACAACCGCAAUGCCAUCACCAUCUUCCAGUCCAUGUGCAGAGGUGGUACCAUCCCCUCCCUCUCCAGGGUCAACCCCACUCCUUAUACUCCUGACUCCCAGCGAGACCUGGAUGAGGGUUCAGCCAUCAGCCCUGGGGACUUCCUCUCAGUUAAGCCUCCAGCCUCCUCCACCACUGACUCCUCCUUCAGUCCCAGCAUCAAGCUCCAUGAUGUCACCAUCACCUCAGCCAUCCUGAUGGUAACCAUCCCCAUGCCCUACAGUAAGAUGUAUGUCCUGGUCCAAUACAAUAACAGCUAUGUUUCUGACAUAGCAACACUAAAGAGCAAGAAGGAGUAUGUCACAGUCAACAAGUUGAAGGCCCACACUGAUUAUACUUUCUGUGUGGCCUCCAUCCGCAACAACAGGCGCUACAACCACACUUGUCUGACCUUUGCAACCCGGAGCAAAGGCAGGGAGGACCCUAUUUCUAGUACUUCCACCACCACCCACUAUAUCAUGACUACCCUGGGUUGCCUCUUUGGGAUGGUCAUUGUCCUGGGGGUGGUGUACUACUGCCUGCGGAAGCGGAGGAUGCAGGAGGAGAAACAGAAGUCCCUCAAUGUCAAAAAGACCAUUCUGGAAAUGCGUUAUGGAUCAGAUAUUGAUACCAGUACCAUGGUCCAUCCUUCACAGAAGCUGGGUGAGCCACCAGUCAUCCCUGUCUCACGGAUGUCCUCCAUCCCUUCCAUGAUUGGGGAGAAGUUACCCCCAUCAAAGUCAAUAGAGGCUGGGAUGGAGACUCCUAAAGUCACCACUAAAGGCAAUUACAUUGAGGUGCGGACUGGUGGUGGGGAUGGGCUGGAGCGAACCCAGCGGGAUGAGGACCUGAGAGAGCUUGACAAUGGACAAGGCUCAGCUGCUGAGAUCUCUACUAUAGCCAAGGAAGUAGACAAGGUCAACCAGAUCAUCAACAACUGCAUUGAUGCUCUGAAGCUGGACACAGCCUCCUUCCUGGGUGGUGGGACUGGUGUUGAUUCAGACAUGGCCUUUGAGUGCCAGUCCAUCCCAGCCAGUUCCUCGGGUGGGCUAGAGCGGCCCAGCUUUCUUUCACCACCCUACAAGGAAAGCUCCCACCACCCUUUGCAACGCCAGCUCAGUGCUGAUGCUGCUGUGGCCAGAAAGACCUGCAGUGUCUCCUCUAGUGGCUCCAUCAAGAGCGCCAAGGUCUUCAGCUUGGAUGUGCCUGACCACCCUCCACUCAGUAAAUCUGACUCCAAAUACAUUGAGAAGGGCAGCCCACUCAACAGCCCUUUGGAUCGUCUUCCCUUGGUGUCCCCGGGCACCAUCCACCACUUGGAAGUCAAGCCUUCUUACCAUUGCAGUGAGCACCGUCACUCCUUCCCAGCCCUGUACUAUGAGGAAAGUGCUGAUACCUUGAGCCAGCGGGUGUCAUUUCUCAAGCCACUAUCCCGGUCCAAGCGAGACUCCACAUACUCCCAGCUCUCCCCCAGACACUACUUCUCAGGCUACUCCUCCAGCCCUGAGUACUCAUCAGAGAGCACCCACAAGAUCUGGGAGCGAUUCCGGCCUUACAAGAAGCACCACAGGGAGGAGGUUUACAUGGCGGCUGGGCAUGCCCUGCGGAAGAAAGUUCAGUUUGCCAAGGACGAGGAUCUGCAUGACAUCCUGGAUUACUGGAAAGGAGUCUCUGCUCAGCAGAAGCUGUGACUCUUCCUCACUCUUUCCAAGGAAACAAUACAAAACAAGACAUCCCCCCAACAACCAGAAAAAAAAUGCCACUUGAC
This is a messenger RNA of Athene cunicularia (burrowing owl), 2865 nucleotides long. It is a transcript of the gene ELFN2, whose product is annotated as extracellular leucine rich repeat and fibronectin type III domain containing 2. The coding region runs from base 362 to 2788 and encodes 808 amino acids. Lineage: Eukaryota; Metazoa; Chordata; Aves; Strigiformes; Strigidae. The transcript has a single exon. Gene Ontology annotation, cellular component: plasma membrane. The record is from RefSeq and is a predicted model, not a curated record. Gene Ontology annotation, molecular function: protein binding.